Molecule: messenger RNA, 3739 nt
Organism: Ochotona princeps (American pika)
Lineage: Eukaryota; Metazoa; Chordata; Mammalia; Lagomorpha; Ochotonidae
Gene: RBM39
Product: RNA binding motif protein 39
Exons: 19
Coding region: 1230-2882 (550 amino acids)
Biological process (GO): mRNA processing
Cellular component (GO): nucleus
Molecular function (GO): RNA binding
Source: RefSeq, a predicted model, not a curated record
UGCUUCGGGCCCUGUGAAACCCCGUGUGUUUGUGUGUGAGUGUCUAUGUGUUGGUGAAUGUGAGUACAGGGAAGCAGUAGCAGCCGCCAUUUCAGGGAGCUUGUCGACGCUGCCGCAGGGUUGGAUCCUGAGCUGCCGAGGCCGCCGUCCUGCUCUCCCGCGCGGGCUCCUCUAAUCCCAUUGUUUCUUCUAGAUUCGCUCGGGCCUAGCCGCCCUCGGAGCCCGAUAUUCGGGCUGGGCGGUACCGCGGCCUGGGCCUAGGAGCUUAACUGUAGCGGCAGCGGCGGCGGCGGCAGCAUCGGAAGCAGCAUUAGCAGCCGUAGCUCCUUCUCGCAUACGAGCAGCACAGGCGCCCGAAAACCCGCACAGCUGUUUAGAGAAAAUGGCAGACGAUAUUGAUAUUGAAGCCAUGCUUGAGGCUCCCUACAAGAAGACUUGCCUAACGAUAUCUCACCUCUACUCCCAUGAAUUCACCUUUGAUUCCAGUGUGAACUGUCAAUCAUAAGGAUGAGAAUAAGUUGAGCAGUGCAAACGGCCAUGAAGAACGUAGCAAAAAAACACUUUGCAUUUAAAAUUUAGAUCUUCGUCAAAUCCAGUUAUAGCAAAACACCUUACUGCAGAGGCCAUAUAACCAAAAAGUCCAAAGGCCCAGCCCAGUGGACCAUUUACUUCAAUGAUGUUCAGUACAAAUUCCCACUGCCGCUAAAGACUUUGAAAAGUCCCUUUUAAGUUGUAACAGGAUUUGACUAUUAGUGAGGAUUUCGAUAACUGUUAAUGUUUUCUGAAGUUGAAAUUUGUUGUAGAGAAGUACACUGGUUUUGUGUACCCUUCAAUUUUUGAGCUUUUAUGCCGAAUGUAUUUUCUGAUUGUGUUCGUAUGCUGUGACUUUGAAUGGGGUUGCCUUCAGAUGUGUGGGAGCUUCUAUACGAAAGUUACUUCAGAUACCUUAAGUUAAAAUUAUUUUGCAGUUUUGACAGUUACUGGACCUGUUAAGUCAAUAGGGAAGUUGGAUACCUCUGUGCUAUGGCUGAACAGAGCAAAAAUUUGCUGUUUUUUUAUGUAUCGAGUAUUAGAUUGCAUUUUAUCUUGUCUCCUAUUUGAAUUCAUUAUGUUUAGGACUUUAGGUUUUAACCAACUCAGAAUUUUUGAGUUUAAGAGAGAGCGUCAGGUUUUUCAGGCAGGGAAGAUUAUUCUGUUGCCUUUCUGGACGUUGCUGUGAUGACUUCCAUAUGAAUAAUGAGUGUAGCCUAAUUUUUUGUCAUGUGCUACCUAGCAUAUACAUUUCUGACAGUCAGGUGGAUUAUCUUGAAAUUUUAGACAAAGUUUCUGCCUCCUUGGAAAGCUCUACAUCUCCUUGUGAUUGGAGUGUGGGUUUCAAGAUUCCAGAAGGUGGGAAAAAAAGCAAGAGCAGGAGUCGUAGUCAUGAACGGAAGAGAAGCAAAAGUAAGGAGCGGAAGAGAAGCAGAGAUAGAGAAAGGAAAAAGAGCAAAAGUCGGGAAAGGAAGCGAAGUAGAAGCAAAGAAAGGAGACGGAGCCGAUCAAGAAGUCGAGACCGCAGAUUCCGAGGCCGUUACAGAAGCCCUUACUCCGGACCAAAAUUUAACAGUGCCAUCCGAGGAAAGAUUGGGUUGCCUCAUAGCAUCAAAUUAAGCAGACGACGUUCCCGAAGCAAAAGUCCCUUCAGAAAAGACAAGAGCCCAGUGAGAGAGCCUAUAGAUAAUCUAACUCCUGAGGAAAGAGAUGCUCGGACAGUAUUCUGUAUGCAGUUGGCAGCAAGAAUUCGACCACGGGAUUUGGAAGAAUUCUUUUCUACAGUAGGAAAGGUUCGAGAUGUGCGGAUGAUUUCUGAUAGAAAUUCAAGACGUUCCAAGGGAAUUGCUUAUGUGGAGUUUGUCGAUGUGAGCUCAGUGCCUCUAGCAAUAGGAUUAACCGGCCAGCGAGUUUUAGGAGUGCCAAUCAUAGUACAAGCUUCACAGGCAGAGAAAAACAGAGCUGCAGCAAUGGCGAACAAUUUACAAAAAGGGAGUGCUGGACCUAUGAGACUUUAUGUGGGCUCAUUACACUUUAACAUAACAGAAGACAUGCUUAGAGGAAUCUUUGAGCCUUUUGGAAGGAUUGAAAGUAUACAGCUCAUGAUGGAUAGUGAAACAGGUCGUUCGAAAGGAUAUGGAUUUAUUACAUUUUCUGAUUCAGAAUGUGCCAAAAAGGCUUUAGAACAGCUGAAUGGAUUUGAACUAGCAGGAAGGCCGAUGAAGGUUGGUCAUGUUACUGAGCGUACUGAUGCUUCCAGUGCUAGUUCAUUUUUGGAUAGUGAUGAACUGGAAAGGACUGGAAUUGACUUGGGAACAACUGGUCGUCUGCAGUUAAUGGCAAGACUUGCAGAGGGUACUGGUUUGCAGAUUCCUCCAGCAGCACAGCAAGCACUGCAAAUGAGUGGUUCUUUGGCAUUUGGUGCUGUGGCAGAAUUCUCUUUUGUUAUAGAUUUGCAAACAAGACUUUCCCAACAGACUGAAGCUUCCGCUUUAGCUGCUGCUGCCUCUGUUCAACCACUUGCAACACAGUGUUUCCAGCUCUCUAAUAUGUUUAACCCGCAAACAGAAGAAGAAGUUGGAUGGGAUACAGAGAUUAAGGAUGAUGUGAUUGAAGAAUGUAAUAAGCAUGGAGGAGUGAUUCAUAUUUAUGUUGACAAGAAUUCAGCUCAGGGCAACGUGUAUGUGAAGUGCCCAUCAAUUGCUGCAGCUAUUGCUGCUGUGAAUGCAUUGCAUGGCAGGUGGUUUGCUGGGAAAAUGAUAACAGCAGCAUAUGUACCUCUUCCAACUUAUCACAACCUGUUUCCCGAUUCUAUGACGGCAACACAACUACUAGUGCCAAGUAGACGAUGAAGGAAGAUACAGUCCCUGUGUACAUAGCUUUUUUUGUUUCUUGAGAAUUCAUCUUGAGUUAUCUUUUAUUUAGAUAAAAAUAAAGAGGCAAGGGUCUACUGUCAUUUGUAUACAAUUCCUGUUACCUUGAAAAAAUAAAAAUGUAAACAGGAAUGGAAGUGUGCUCUUUCUCCCUAAUUAGCAGAUCCCAAUGUAUACAAAGCUGUUCUUUUGUUCUGCCUUUUAAAAUGUACAAUGUAGAAAAAUAACAUUAAGGGUCUAUAGGAAUAGCUCUAGGGGAACAAGUGUGCUUUCUGUAUAAAGGCAGAGAAGGAUGUAAUGUUUUUAAUGUUCUGGAAGCCUAACUUUUUACACAACAGUUACAUUUCACUAUUGUCUAUACUUGGUUCAUGGUUUAACAGGUUUCUGGCACACGUGUAGUAUGGAAAUUUAAGACAGCAAAAGGGCUGUUUAGGUUACAUCUCAUCUUGCAUUCUGAUAUUUUAGCAAGAAAAAGGAAACUUCAAAAUUAUAUUUCCUGAUGGUAUCUUUUCAAUUAAUGUAUCUGUAAAACUUCCUUUGUAAAUACUAUGUGUUCUGGUGUGUCUAAAGAUUCCAAACAAAAUGAUCCCUGCAUUUCCUGAAGAUGUUUGGAUAACAAAGCAGUCUGAUUAAGAAAUAGGAAAUGCAGAAAUAGGUUUUGUCUGGUUGCAUAUAAUCUUUGCUCUUUUUAAGCUCUGUGAGCUCUGAAAUAUAUUUUUGGGUUACUUCAGUGUGUUUGACAAGACAGCUUGAUAUUUCUAUCAAACAAAUGACUUUCAUAUUGCAACAAUCUUUGUAAGAACCACUCAAAUAAAAUUCUCUUUAAAAGGCCACAA